This is a messenger RNA of Otolemur garnettii (small-eared galago), 426 nucleotides long. It is a transcript of the gene IQCJ, whose product is annotated as IQ motif containing J. The coding region runs from base 64 to 426 and encodes 120 amino acids. The transcript has 4 exons. NCBI's taxonomy places the organism in Eukaryota, Metazoa, Chordata, Mammalia, Primates, Galagidae. The record is from RefSeq and is a predicted model, not a curated record.
AAGAAUCCUCUAGAACAAGUUAAUGAUGGUGGAAAAUAUUUAUUUGAAAAUCAUCAGCUGGCCAUGGAUAUGGACAAUAAUAUUGAAAAAUACUCCUUCAAUCUACAGCCCUUGGAAUCAAAGGUGAAAAUCAUUCAGAGGGCAUGGCGCGAAUACCUGCAGCGGCAGGACCCCCUGGAGAAGAGGAGCCCGUCCCCGCCAUCCGUCUCCUCAGACAAGCUGAGCAGCUCCGUGAGCAUGAACACGUUCUCCGACAGCAGCACACCCUUUGCUAAUGCUCCUUUGGAGAAGAUUCAUUCCUGUUUCUCUCAGGAGUUGCAGCAACGUGGAGAUAAGAUGCCCAAUGAAAGGUGGGUGAUUCUGCUCUACCCUGGCCAGCCUUCCAGACCCACCAGACUCAGAAUACUCUCAGGGAGCUCCACCUAG